Carlito syrichta (Philippine tarsier) is the source of this 1611-nucleotide messenger RNA. RefSeq names its product cholinergic receptor nicotinic beta 3 subunit (gene CHRNB3). Gene Ontology annotation, cellular component: postsynaptic membrane; synapse; neuron projection. Gene Ontology annotation, biological process: signal transduction; monoatomic ion transmembrane transport; regulation of membrane potential. Lineage: Eukaryota; Metazoa; Chordata; Mammalia; Primates; Tarsiidae. Gene Ontology annotation, molecular function: acetylcholine-gated monoatomic cation-selective channel activity; transmembrane signaling receptor activity. The transcript is spliced from 6 exons. The coding region runs from base 116 to 1492 and encodes 458 amino acids. The record is from RefSeq and is a predicted model, not a curated record.
UGCUUCCCCUGGGUUCCACUUUGAACCCUCCAUUUUCUUUUCAAAACCUUCUUUUCUGAGGGAAGUGCUCUGUUGCUAAAAAGGAAGACAUUUUCUUUCCAAAACUGACAUCAGGAUGCUCACAGAUCUCAUCCUGGUGCUCAUCGUCCUGGGCGUCAACCCCUCAGCCACUGCGGGAUUUGGUUCCAUAGCCGAAAAUGAAGAUGCUCUCCUCAGGCACUUAUUCCAAGGUUAUCAAAAAUGGGUCCGUCCUGUGUUGAAUUCUAAUGACACCAUAAAAGUAUAUUUUGGAUUGAAAAUAUCCCAGCUCGUAGAUGUGGAUGAAAAGAAUCAGCUGAUGACGACCAAUGUGUGGCUCAAACAGGAAUGGACAGACCACAAAUUACGCUGGAAUCCUGAUGAAUAUGGUGGAAUUCAUUCAAUUAAAGUUCCAUCCGAAUCUCUCUGGCUUCCUGACAUAGUUCUCUUUGAAAACGCAGAUGGACGUUUCGAAGGCUCCCUUAUGACCAAGGUCAUAGUGAAAUCCAAUGGCACCGUCAUCUGGACCCCUCCUGCUAGUUAUAAAAGCUCCUGCACCAUGGAUGUCACAUUUUUCCCGUUUGACCGACAGAACUGCUCCAUGAAGUUCGGAUCCUGGACUUAUGACGGUACCAUGGUUGACCUCAUCUUGAUCAAUGAAAACGUCGACAGAAAAGACUUCUUUGAUAAUGGAGAAUGGGAAAUACUCAACGCAAAGGGGAUAAAGGGAAACAGGAGAGACGGCUUAUACUCAUAUCCGUUUAUCACAUAUUCUUUCGUUCUGAGACGCCUGCCUUUGUUUUACACUCUCUUUCUGAUCAUCCCCUGCCUAGGGCUGUCUUUUCUGACAGUUCUUGUGUUCUACUUGCCUUCUGAUGAGGGAGAAAAACUCUCAUUAUCAACGUCUGUCCUGGUCUCUUUGACAGUUUUCCUUUUGGUGAUUGAAGAGAUCAUCCCAUCUUCUUCAAAAGUCAUUCCUCUCAUUGGAGAGUACCUCCUGUUCAUCAUGAUUUUCGUGACCCUGUCCAUUAUUGUUACGGUUUUUGUCAUUAACGUCCACCAUAGGUCUUCCUCUACUUACCAUCCCAUGGCCCCCUGGGUGAAGAGGCUCUUUCUGCAAAAACUUCCAAAAUUGCUUUGCAUGAAGGACCACGUGGAGCGCUACCCUUUCCUAGAUCAAGAGGAGAGUCCACCAGUAGCGAAAGGUAAAGUCCUAGAAAAAAAGAAACAGAAACACUUCAGCGAUGGAGAGAAGGUUCUGAUUGCUUUCUUGGAAAAGGCUGCUGAUUCCAUUAGAUACAUCUCAAGGCAAGUGAAGAAAGAGCAUUUUAUCAGCCAGGUGGUACAAGACUGGAAAUUUGUAGCUCAAGUUCUUGACCGAAUCUUCCUGUGGCUCUUUCUGUUCGUGUCAGUUACAGGCUCAGUUCUCAUUUUUACGCCUGCUUUGAAGAUGUGGCUACACAGUUACCAUUAGAAACAAGUCUCCAGAGCAAUUUAAAAAACAUACUAUAGAGACAAAAAUCACACAACUUGGAACUUGCCACUACCAACUGGUAGCAUGUGUAUAGAAUCCAAAUGCACUGGCUUGUUCUA